Messenger RNA from Pocillopora damicornis (cauliflower coral), 2949 nucleotides. RefSeq lists its product as uncharacterized. The record is from RefSeq and is a predicted model, not a curated record. NCBI's taxonomy places the organism in Eukaryota, Metazoa, Cnidaria, Anthozoa, Scleractinia, Pocilloporidae.
CAACCAGAUUCAUUUUAAACAUGUAGAAAAAACUGUAGUUUUUUCCCAAGCUUAAACGAGCCCCAUUGGAAUAUCAUGAACUCGUUUUUUUGAUCAAUUUAUUUAUUUUACGUGAUGCAUAUUCACAGGCCCAACCUUAUACCGUUUGAAACUGGGUACUACAUUUGACUUUGGCUCGCAUUUAGGCGUUUAGACACAACAGACAAUGAAAGCAAUUUGUGGUCGUUGUUCUGCGGGAACGAUGGAAUAUUUGGUACUCAAAAUGAGUUAAAAUGAAAGAGUUCUUCUGUAUUUGCUGUUAUGGAAGCAUAUGUGGCGUGGAAGAGGAUGGGAAGCAACUGCUUGGUACCACAGGAACAUUUGCCAGACAAAUGAUAGGAUCAUGUGAAGGUGAUGGAAGAGAAUUAAAGAAAAGAAACAAGAAAAUUAUAGCAUCCAAAGAGAUCAAACUGAUAUGGGCAAAUAAUCGACAAACAAAUGCAGUGUUCAGUAAACUUGGAGCAGAGGAUAUUGUCACUCGCUAUGAUAAGCUUUUGCAUGAAUGGAAGUUGAUGAAAGAUGCUGAACAAAACUUUAAGAGGGUUAUGGGUUUGGAUCUUGAUCGACCUCUCACACAUUGCUUGGACAGUAUUCCUCCAGACAUGAGGAUUGGGUUCAGUCAUGGUACAGAUGACAGUGAAUAUGAAUUCCACUUGGAUGUUCACCCUUUGGUCUCAGUCGAUAAACUCAAACCACCAGUGGCUGAACAACUGAAAACAGCCAUGCAUCUCUUCAGCGUGAUUUCUAGCACAAUGAACUUUGUAAAGUCUGAAGGAGCAUCAAUACAGCGAGAUCUUGAAAAGCUGAUUGCUAAAUUUAAGGAUGAAAAAGAAACCUGUGUUAACAUAUUGGGAGUGAGGCGCAGUGUGGAACUGCUAAAUGUACAACAAGUGGAGCAGGCUCUCCUUAUUGUCAAGGACAUUAUCUCUUUUACAUCAGCACGUAGUCACGCCUUGAUGGAAUACAUCGUUGCACAGGGAGACAAAGUUGACUUGUAUGUGUCUAAAGCUGAUCCACAGAAUCCAAAGGUGAUUAUCUUUUCGAAGAAAUUAAGGAAUUCAAAAAAGGAGAAGACAGGUUCUAAUUAAUUUGAAAUAAUUUUUUUGCUUUUUGUGUGUAUGUUAUUGUAUAUUUAGAUGGCUUAAGGUACAUUAAAUUGUGUGAUAGGUUGUUGUUUGAAGCCAGUUGGUUGUGAAACCCACUGGUUGUCAGAUCAUCUUGCACAGUGCUUUCAAAUUGUGAUCCAAAAACCGAAAAAAAUUAUUUUUGAAUGGAUUCUAACAUCCUAACAUUGAUGUCUGGUGAUAAAAAGUUACUAAAAUAUGUCCCAGAAUGCAAGAAAUCUUGUCUUAGAGAGUUUUAAAUUUUUUCCAGACCCCCAAGGUAUGCUUUAGGAUGUAGGUUGUGGCAACAUGUUAUAGGCAAACAUUGUAGCAGCAAUUGGCUUCAGUUGAUACGUUGAAUUUCAGUUGAAGUCUUGAUCCCAGUGACACAGCUGCAAAUUACACAAAUACAAAUUGGUUUUGGAGUUGUGCAUUGUUCAUGGCAAAUGGCUUCAGUGGGCUUCAAAUAUUGGUCAUAGCAUCUUAUUGUGAGUCCUAAGAUUUCACUUUAAAUUUCCUUUUGGGAUUGGAAUAAAUUUACAACUAGCACUUAAUCAUAUAUAAGCUAUUAUGGACUGAAGAAAAUUGAUAUCACUACUGCUGCUAGUGCUGCAUUUUUUUUCCAAUGGUUAUCCACACACUAAAACUUUUUUUUCCCUUUUCACUUUUAAGCUUCUGAGUGGGUUUAUUUUUUGGGUGGCCCAUACGAAGGGUGAGACCAUGAGAUUGAGCAGGCUUAUUCUUGUGGCCUUACCCCUUGCACGGGAACCCAAGUAAUACUCUUUUCAUAGGCUUUUUCAAAUGUGGCUGGUCCACAAAGGAAAGUGCUGGUAAUAGGGCAAAAUUUUAAAGAAUGUGGCAUUAUCAUCACCUUAAAACAAAUUAUUUUAUUUUCAGAAUUUAAUUUAUUGAUUGUUUAGUAUCUGUAGAAUUACUUUUUUUUUUUCUUAGAAGCUCAGAGAGUCAAAUUUAUAAGUAUAUUUAAGUAAAUUGGUGAAUUUUGUAAAUGUAAUUUACACAACACUUCCUGCUUAUAUAUCCCUUUAAUUGCAAAUAUUAACAAGAAUGUGACAUGUUGGGCCUUAUCUUUGCAAGUUGCCAAAGUUCAAAUAUCAAUUCUUUGUUCUGUCUGUGAAAAAAAUGUGGUACAGUUUUAGCUCUAAUAGUUUGUGUUAAAAUAAACAAUGUCUCUCAGUUGAUGCUUUAUUACUUUCUUUCUCCUAUCAAAUUAUUUGCUUUAAAAUGUAUUGAUAUGGUUAGGACUGAAAUUUCUCAUUAGAUUGAAAAGGCACAUUAAUUUUUUUUUUUUUUUGAUGUAACACUAUCAGCUGUGCAAGGAAUGAACCUAUGUACACUAAGACUCAAAUUAAAGAGGAUUAUUGAAGUAUAAAGUAAAAAUUGAAAUUAAUUUUUUUGCUUGUGUAAACAACAUUUAGUCAUUGUAAAUUUAAGUAGUAAGUAACCUUAAUUCAUUGAAUCCUUUAGCUUCAAAUUCAAUCAAAAUUUGUGAAAUUAUCUUUAUACAAAUUGAUUGGGAGAUAUUUUGUGGGUAUAGAUAUAGUGUAUAGGGGAAAUUAAUUAAUUUUAGCAAAUAAGACUGAUCAAAAUGAUGUAUUUCUGGAAAAAGUAAUAUAUUCUACAAUAGUUAUUAUUACUAGCUAGCCUGAAAUCUUAACUUAUUUCUUGUUUGAUGAUAAUGAGAAAAUCACAUAAUGUUUGAGCAGCUUACACCUAAUAAUGAUCUUCUUUUCUAUUCUUGAUUUGACUUUGUAUUUUGUGAAGCUCUCAAUAAAUUUUUUGAAUCAAU